Messenger RNA from Caenorhabditis sp. 36 PRJEB53466, 10904 nucleotides. The record is from the annotation of a GenBank genome assembly. Lineage: Eukaryota; Metazoa; Nematoda; Chromadorea; Rhabditida; Rhabditidae.
AUGGAACCCUCAAAUCCUGGCGAGUUGUCUCGCCUCUCUGCUGAGAUUGCAAGAGCAGUCGCGGAUGCAGUCAAGGAAGCGCUGGCUCCUAAAACCCCGCCACGUCAGCCGCCACUGGAGGAGGAAAAAUCAGUGAAUAUGUCGCGCAUAAUCGAUUCGCUGUCUGCUCGCCUCGCGCUUUUCAAAUACGACCCGGAGGAAGAGGCGACCUUCGAGAAUUGGUACGCGCGAUACGAAAAGCUUCUUGACGAGGAAGGAGAACUUCUGGAAGACAAAGCUAAGGCCCGCCUCGUGCUCUCAAAGUUGGAUGGCCGGGAAUACUCGCUCUUUGCGAAUCGACUGCUGCCGAUGCACCCGGACAAUUUGACGUUCUCCGAGCUGAUCUCUAAGUUGAAGGAGACGUUCAAGUCAACUUCGUCGGAGUUCCGCCGCCGAUAUGAUUUCCUGCAGACGUCGUUCACUGGAGGAGCUCUCGAAGAGUACACGGGCACCAUUCUCCGACGCUUCACCACAUCAAGGUGGAAGGAAAUGACCGACGAUCAAGUAUGCUGUCUCAUUUGGAUCGCCGGACUACGAGACGAAUCAUUCGCCGACAUUCGAACGAAAGCGCUGCAACUCCUGGAAAGUAAGACAGAAAUUACGCUUCUGGAGUUGGAAACGAAGAUCAAACGACUUCUGGAGAUUCGUGACGAUUCGCAGCGAGUGGGCACGUCGAAAGUAAAGCCUGAAAUCAACGCCAUCAAGGCAAAGAAGGCAAGUACACCGCAGAAGUCGCCGCCGUCCCCAUGUCCAAAAUGUGGUGGAAAUCAUUGGUCCCGUGACUGCAAAAUCGAGAAAGUCACGUGCAACGUCUGCGGAAAGGACGGCCACACAGCUAAGUUUUGCUACAAAAACAAGAAUCAUUCAAAGAAGUCGACGAAAAAAGUUCCAGAAGAAGAAGAUCAGCGUCGUAGCUGUCGUGCAAACUGUGCCACCGAAGCGAAGAAUCUACCUCAAUAUUCCGAUAAAUGGCACCGAUGUCCGAAUGCAGCUGGACACCGGAUCGGAUGUCACCGUAAUCAAUACGCGUGACUGGAGGAGGAUCGGAACGCCGCCGCUCGUCAAAUCGUCUGAGAAGCUCAUGUCCGCUUGCGGAAACGAGAUCAAGACGAAAGGAGUUUUCCAAUGCAAGUUCCAACUGCACGGAAAGGAGUAUGAGGGCGCCGCCCACGUCGCCGACACAUCUACACUGCUCGGCAUGGACUGGAUGGCCCUCGACUCGUCUCUCCUGCACUCGCUCGUCGAUUCGCCGGACACCUGCGUCAACAGUGUCCAAGUGACUAACAAGAAGGCGCCGCUCAUCAUGUGCCGCGAGGAACUUCUCAAUCUGCUGAAGAAGAGUCAUCCAAACGUCUUCAAGAGCGGACUGGGUACGUGCACCAAAACGCGAGCGACGCUGCGGCUGAAACCAGGUGCCAAACCCGUUUUUCGCAAGGCUCGACCGGUUCCAUAUGCUAGACUGCCGGCCGUCACUGGGGAACUCCAACGACUCGUCGCCAAAAGAGUCCUCGCCCCAACAAACCAUUCAGACUGGGCCACGCCCAUCGUUGUUGUGAUGAAAAAGAAUGGCGAACUUCGACUUUGCGCCGAUUUUUCAACCGGACUCAACGAUUGUCUGCAGCAGCACCAACAUCCGUUGCCGACUCUCGAGGACAGUUUCUCAAAACUGAACGGAGGUCGACUUUUCACUCAAAUCGAUUUGGCGGAGGCGUACCUACAAGUGGAAACCGAUCCGGAAGCGUCAGAACUUCUCUGCAUCAAUACGCAUCUUGGACUUUUUCGCUAUCAACGUCUGCCAUUCGGAGUGAAAACGGCACCAGCGAUUUUUCAACAAAUCAUGGAUUCACUCGUUGCCGGAAUGGAAGGAACGACGGUCUACCUGGACGACCUGAUGAUCUGUGGACGAACGGUCGAAGAGCACAAUAACCGUGUUGUCGCCGUUUUUGCAAAGCUGGACGAGUACGGAUUCCGCAUCAAACCGGAGAAAUGCCAUUUUCUCAUGCCAAAAAUCGAUUUUUUGGGAUUCCAAAUCGACUCUGAAGGACGCCGCCCGGAUCCAGCCAAAGUCCAGGCGAUUCUCGACAUGCCGCCGCCGAAAAAUGUGACGGAAACGCGAGCUUUCCUUGGAAUGGUCCAGUUCUACGGAUCUUUUGUGCCUGCGCUGCACGCGCAUCGACGGCCGCUCGACGCUCUCACCAAAAAGGACGUCAAGUUCGAAUGGAGCGCUGACUGUCAGAAGGCAUUCGAGGCUGUCAAAAGGAUGCUCAAUUCCGACCUUCUGCUCACUCAUUACGACCCAAAGUUGCCGAUCAUCGUCGCUGCCGACGCCUCGCAAUAUGGAAUCGGUGGCGUGAUCUCCCAUCGUUGGCCAAAUGGGACGGAAAAAAAGCGAUUUUCCACUUUAGUCGUGCUCUGACGGCCACUCAACAAAGGUACAGUCAGAUUGAGAAGGAAGGACUCGCUCUCGUCACCGCCGUCACCAAGUUCCAUCGUUACCUUCAUGGCCGCCGCUUCACUCUCCGAACGGAUCACAAGCCAUUGCUGACAAUCUUUGGCGGAUCCAAAGGAGUACCGAUUUAUACUGCAAAUCGAUUGCAAAGGUGGGCCACCAUUCUGCUCAACUACGAUUUCGAAAUCUCGUACGUCAAAACAAAAGAUUUCGGACAGGCCGAUGCCCUGUCACGCCUCAUCAACCAGAAAGCCCGACAAGCUGAAGAAGAUGAGGUGAUCAUCGCGCAAAUCGAAGUUCAAGCUUCGCCGGAACUCGCCAGUCAGUGCAACCAGCUUCCAGUCACCGCCGCAAUGAUUCGAAAUCAUUCAAAAAAACGGAUCCGCUUAUUCAAAAAAAGCCAUGGCGUGUGCAGAGCGAGGAGUCUGGCCGAAGGAUCUCGAAAAGGAGCCCGCGUUCCAGCAAUUUUCGAGACGCCGGGAACAACUGUCGAUUGUCGAGGACUGUCUGAUGAUGGCUCAUCGCGUCGUCGUUCCGCAACGUCUUCGCCAACGGGUUCUCGUUUCGCUUCACAAAGCACACCCGGGAAUCGUCCGUAUGAAGGCACUCGCUCGCAGUCUCGUCUUCUGGCCCGGAAUCGACAAGGAUAUCGAGCAGGUUGUGCGGAGCUGCGACAACUGCGCCGCCGCUGCCAAGAAUCCGAUAAAGAACGUGCUCUACUCGUGGCCAAAACCAGCUGCUCCGUGGACACGCGUGCACGCCGAUUUCGCCGGACCCGUCGACGGAGUCUACUACUUGGUGGUAGUAGACGCAUAUUCAAAAUGGCCGGAAGUGAUGGCGACCAAAUCGAUCACAUCGACCGCCACCAUCAAGCUCUUCGAGAAGAUUUUUGGGCAAUUCGGGAAUCCGGAGACGCUGGUGACGGACAAUGGAACACAAUUCGCCGCGCAAUUGUUCCAGUCAUUCUGCGAGGAGAGAGGGAUCAACCACGUCUUCGCACCACCCUAUCAUCCGCAAUCAAAUGGCCAAGCUGAACGGUUUGUCGAUACUUUUAAGCGCUCACUGAAGAAGCUGAAAGCCGAGUCGAAGGGAGAGGACGCGCUCAACGUCUUCUUACAACUUUAUCGUUCGACUCCGUGCGCGGCGGCGCCGCAGCAAAAGUCGCCCGCCGAAAGCUUCCUCGGACGGCCGAUCCGCACGCCAUUGCAACUACUGCUGCCAAGGACGGAUUCUGGGAUCUCUGAAAGGAAUCUGGUCAUGGAACGACAAUUCGAUGAUCAUCACGGAGCUCGUCUGCAAAAGUAUCGACCGCAGGAAGCCGUCUACGUCAAGGACUUUCGCAAUCCACUCAAGCCAACUUGGAGUGCCGGGAUUGUGAUAAAGAAGUUCGGGAACACCGUCUACGAGGUCGAAGUGGACGGUUUCCGCUGGAAAAGGCACGCCAAUCACCUGAAACCGAGGAUUCGCCGUCAACCGCUGGAGGAGCUGAUCGACACGUUUGGACUGGGAAGAUCGAGCGAUUUGGACGACACGAAGGACUUGGAUGGCCCAAAAGAUUGGAAGGAGGAUCGAAAGGAUGCCGCGGUUCCGAAGGAUGCCGAGGAUUCGAAGGAUUCUGAGGAUGUUUUGGAGUCGGAGGAGGAUUCGUUGGUUCGUCUGGAUGCUAAAUCGCUGCCUGCUUCGCCUGUGCACUCGCCGACUGUGCCGAUCGUCAGACGCUCUGCUAGAAGUCGAACUGCCGUCAAACAAUUCGAUAUGGACCCGACACAGAAAAGUUAUCAUUGAUAACUAGGUCCUCUCUGCCCCCAUUUACUUUCUUAUUUUUCGUGGGGAGAUGUUGUGUACUCUUCCAUACACACAAACUUGUUUUUUUCUCCUCCAGUCUUGUCACUCUCUGCGCACACACUCUCUCGGUGCCGCAAACAUUAUAGUUGACGACAAUUAGCUUUUCCGUUGUUUUAGCCUAGUUCCUCGACUCGGAGUAUUCUGUCUGAUAUUCUUUCCUACUUUAUUCACUCUGAAUAAACGUGUCUUAGCGAUACGCUCGUCUCCCGUAUUUUCCACCUCCUUGGUUUAAGAACCUGCGAACAUAUCAGAGAUUAAAACUAAAACAAGACAACUGUAAGAAUAUGUGAUUAAUUAAUGAGCCAUGCGCUUAUUCCAAAGGAUGACAAAUGAUCCAUCGAUGACCCAUCAGAUGGAGAAUCAUCCUUGCGUCUCAUGUUCGCCCAUUCUACGCCCAUUCCGGCCGAUGUCUCAGCGAUGGACGAAGCGUGACCCAUCGAUGACCCAUCGGUUCGGACAUCGAUGGGCCAAGCUUCGCUCAUCACCCUUUGGCCCAUUUUACGCCCAUUUUUUCCGAUGGAUGAAGCAAUGGGCGAACAAUGGCGCACGGAGUCGUGGAGAGGUACACUGGCGCAAGUGCGCUCUACCGCACACUUUUAGGCCAGCGCCGAAUUGCGUCAUAUGCACGGUCUCCCAGGGCGCGAAUAAUUUCAAUGGGGCGCACUUGCAACAGGCGGGCUGUGUCGAUUUACGCGGCGGCCGAUUAAUUAAUUUUCAACGGGAGUUCGCGUUCUUUUGAUGUUUUCUGCACAAUACACUUAUUUUUUGUGCGCCUGGAACCUGGAUUCGAAUAAUUAGAGCACUAGCUACGUUUUGGUAACAGAAAUCCCACAUAUCGUUGAGAAUUAGCCGAGUUAUUUCGAUUUGAAGGUUUUGGCCUGGAUUUUGAUGUUUUUCGAAUAAUUUUCGAAAACUGCUCAAGAAAACUAACCGCAGGAACCUGAAUUUUGUGAAGAAAGAUUCAGCGAACAUUUUUAUUGUUCGUUGGGCUCAUGAAAUGCAAAAUGAGCUGAAAUAUAAAGGUUUGAAGUUUUGACGAAAUGCGAAAAAGACGCUUAAAACAAGUAAAACUCUAAAUUCUGUAAAGAACGGUUUCCAAUCAAUAAAAUAUUGUUUUCUAGACGUUUUUCAAGUCAAAAAGAUAGAAAUAAAGGUCGUAAACUCGAAUUGAACUGCAUUUUCAGACCUGCAAAUUUUCAAAAGUUACAACGACACUCCGCAAUUUACGAGCGCACUGUGUUUAGCAUUAGCGCCCUGGGAGACCGUGAUAUGACGCAAUUUCUGUGUCGAUUUACGGGCUUGCUGUUUUUGAAAUUGAUGUUUGCAGUGAAUUUCCCAAAUCUAGUUCAUUUUUCUUCGAAAAAAAUAACUGAAAAUUGUGACAAAAUUAAUUUUCCAGUUUUAAAAGUUCAAAAAUUUAAUAAACUCUGAAAUUAGCCACUUUCAUCUCUGACGGAUGAAAAAUUGAAACCGGAAACGGAUUUGGACAACUACAGCGAGGAUCAAACGGACGAAAGUUCAGGUAAUAUGUGUAGUACUCUGUUCCGACAAUUAAAAAAUGUUUGUAAAAAGACGGCUUUCUUCCAGGAGACACCAUGAGAUGAUUUUCGACGUGCAACCAGCUUCGGGUGAGCUAACGGCAAAAGAUGCAAUCAAACAAGGUUUUCAUUUGCUAAUUCACAUUUCGGCAGUUUAAAAAUUCCGAUCAGCUCAGAGAAGGCGCUCGUGCCAAAUUGGCACCGAGCGGUGCCCGUUUUCUAGGUUUCUGGAUGGACAACGGCGAACCAGAAUGUCAAGUGACCGAAAAGGAAAAACUGGACUGAAAACACGAAACAGAAACCUAGAGUUUUCUCUAGGCAAAGUUAAUGCUCUAAAAGCCGGAUUGGAUCGUCACAUCACCACUUCUCGCAAAAUUUACCGUAAUAAUUUGAGACUGAUUACUGAAGAGAGAAAUGAAGCUUACAAAAAACUGACGGCUGCACAGGAGAAGAUGAAAGAGUUGAAUCGACAGGUCGCUGAGCUCUCGGCGUCGAAAACUCGCCACGAGUGGUUUGAGCGAAACGUACGCGACAAAUCGAAGACUAUCGAGCGUCUCCAAGAGAAGCUGAAAAACGUGGGAUUAAGAGAGGCAGAUCGUCCGCAAGUUGGAACUGGGAAGACUUUGAAGCUGUACGAGGAGCUGUCAAACAAGAGAUGCAAAAAGCUCAGGGUUAAACAGGCUAUGACGGAUAUCCAAAAGCUUGGUGGUGGGGCGAAAUAGGCGGAGUGUGAGAUUCGAAUGGUUUCUGUUUUUAGGGAAGUUGGAGAAAUUUUGCCGCAAAAUUUGCCUCGAAAUGGAAAAAGAAGGGAUGCAUCGCUGCACGUUGACAGAUGACGAAGCAUUCGCGAUGUACGUGGAGGCUGGCUUGACGAGAAAGUCGUUCCGACUCAUUAAGACCUACUUUCGAAAAGCCGGCAUAAUCGACCCUCUCCCCUCGCAAGAAACCAUCACUGAUCUGGAAAAUCGACACGCCAGUUGCGAUGACUUCCUAGUUUCCACCACUCCUGCCAAAAAUGGUGGAGAUGCGGAAGUGGUAGUUGCCGAAUUGAAAAAUGCGAAAGAAUACGUUCAAAACCGUCUGACACAGAUGUCUAAAAAUGGGACGCUGAUCUUCGAUGAGUCUACCGGGAGAAACAUUCGGCUGUCAUUGCAAGGUUUAUCUAAUAACAGAGGAGGGGAAAAGGAAAUGACUUACACGGGUUUUCAGGAGACAAAGGAGGCCAAGACGUCAAACUGGCACUGUCCAUCGGAAACUGUGACACUCCAAACAGCUGUCAUCAGCCAUUGGGGAUAUUUGAUGGCGACGAGUCGAGUGCGGAAAUCGAGCGAAACCUGAAAAAUAUUGUCGAUCAAUUAAACGAGCUCGAGGAGGUCGAAGUGGAAAUUGAUGGAGUCAAGACAGUUUUACCCGUGACUCUGUUCCUAGGAGGUGUUGUAAUCUGCCUGUGGCCCGGGUGGCGCAGUGGCAGAGGGGGGUGUAACUCGGGAUGUACCGAAAGUUUUGGAGAAAAAAUUGAAAGCGUACACUAAUAUAGAGUGGGAGAACACAUUCCAUCAAAAAUAUUAUGGAAAUUCGGAGUUUUGCGAAACCCGUUGCGGUCCCUACCUGUAACUGCCUUCUACGCGCUCCUGCUGUUUGCAGCAAGCUUCUGAUGCCUUCUCAAGGCUUCUCAGAAACCUCGCCUAUCAGAAUCUCACGACGGCAUCCUCGGAUGCUGGAAGAGCAGCAUUUCCAGCGUCAAUUUCCCUACAUUUUCGAAAACUGAAGGGAUUUUGCUGUAAGGUAGCUAAAUAAAUGUGAUAUAGAUUCUGAAAAUGCGUUCUCGAAUUUGUAUACUAGUCACUUUCACUUCUUGUGUUUUUAUGCUUUUUUACUUUUGCGCUAAAGUAAAAAAAAGCAUAUAUUUUGUUCUUUUCUUAUCUUCAACAAAUUCUAUGGCGAAUUCUGAAAAUGCUGCUUUCUGCUAAACCGGGCGACAGUACGACACUCCAAAGGUCGCCGACUAGUCGGCAGCGGCGAGUGAGCGUUGUGUCCGAUGAUGACGUCAGCACGCGUUAGCAUGACACGGCUCUUCCUCGGUUCCGUCGUCAAUUUUUGUGGCCGAUAGACGCCCACUUUUAUCACAAGACCAUCGAAAGUCACACGGCUGUUAUCACGCUUUCCAUUUCGAACGAUUCUGACCUCCAAACCAUCCCUAGUACCACAACCAUUUUUUCAGCUCUCAAAACUGGAACGCAUGGGCGAGCAAGAAAGGUGGAGCAGGCGAUGAAACUCGAGCGGCUUUUUAUAUUUUCGUACGUUUCAAGAUAGAUUUUAAACAUUUUAAGUACUUUUAAGUAGUAAUGAAUAAUUUCAGCGUACUACUAGUACUACCCCAAGUUGAAUCUAAUCAAGAAGUAACACUGAUCAAAAGCUGGAGAGAUAUUUUGUUGCGAGACCAGGAUAAUCAGUAAGAAUUUCGUUUCAAGAGCUUUCUUAGUUAGAUUUCCUCCUUUUUCAGGUCGAUCUGCUCUUUGUCACUGGCAGAAUGUGCCCGAUCCACGCCUUAUAAUGUAACUAAGAAAAUCGGAAAGUCCCCUUCCAUUGGUACGAGUUAUCGGAUUUUUUGAAAGAAAUUCAAUUUUUCAGUGAAUGCAUCAGAAAAGGAAACGGUUCCAACCGAGAAAAGUAUUGAAAACUUUGACGAGUGGACCAAAAAGAGAAGGGACGCAGUCGCGGUGAGCCCGUAUUUCUUUGUGUGUGUGAAAUCGGCAAUUUCAGAAUCAAAACGGACAACAGAAGACAGUGGAGCCGUCUUCUCCCGGAGCAGUCCUCCGUCACGAUGAAGUGGUCAUUCCUCCGAUUCCCCGUCCGACACGGAACUUUGCCAGCCGAGAAUGCGGUGCUAAGAUCAUCGCGGCGAACCCGGAAGCGGAGAAUGCAAAAGCUGUUGUGAACGAGAAAGACGUCGACGACUAUAUGCGGAACCCUUGCCAAUCGGCGAAGGAGAAGUUCAUUGUAAUCGAACUGUGCGAGGCGAUUCAGGUGACAAAAAUCGCGAUUGGAAAUUUCGAGCUGUUCGCUUCGAGACCCAAAACGAUCCACGUGUUUAUCUCGGAAAGAUACCCUCCUCUCGCCAAUUGGAUCUCCUUGGGAUCGUUCCAAUUGCAAGACCAUCACAAAAAUCUGCAGACUUUUGAAGUGCCGGAAACAAACGUGUAUGCAAAAUUCGUGAGAAUCAAUCUGGAAGAUCACUACGGAAAAGAGCAUUAUUGUAUUGUGUCUGUAGUGAAUGUGAUGGGAAGCACUUUGGCGGACGAGUACGACAACGAGGAAGCAGCGGCGCAUCUUCUGAACGUGAUCGAAGAGAAGAAAGUGGAAGAGCCGGUGACGACUCCGCCCCCUUCCGAACAGAAGAUGCAGACGCAGCUCCCAGUGCCGCCGAGAGCUCCGAACCAGACGUACCACAUCAGAGAAAAAGGAUUCAAGUGAGUCUUCCAAUCGUCUUUCACUUCGAUUUUCUUCUGUUUCAGCUUCCGUCAACAUCGAUCCAUCUGCAGUCAAUGUUCCGUUCUGAAGAUCUCCUACCUCUUCUGCCACAUUCUUCCGAGGGGAUUCCCAACUAGAAAGACUGCUCUUCCACCUAAAACAUCCAAAAUCAAACCGGCAGUUUCUGAAAACAGAAGCCUGAAGGUUGAGCUCGGAAUGUGGGCGGAACGGAGCCGUCAACUGAGCUUCGAGCAGUCCAGAAGAAGGAAUCUGGCCAGUAUUCAGAGAUCUAUGCCGAAGAAGCCAAUUAAGGAAAUAGAACCCGUUGCGCCGAUCUCCAUUCUUCCUUCAAACCCGAAAGCGGAAACUGUGAAAGUGGAGAAAUCUGUGGAGCCUGUGAAGACUCCAGAAGAUGUGAAGCCGAUGCAAGAGCAACAGAAACAACAGAAGCAGAAAGCCGAAUCUAUUCUUCCAGCUGGCGGAUCCACGAGCCAACGAGAAAUCGUUCUCAUGAAGCUAAGCAAAAGAAUUGCCGCCGUCGAAAUGAAUCUGACGCUGAGCACGGAAUAUCUAUCGGAGCUCAGCAAGCAGUACGUUUCCCAAAUGAGCGGUUACCAGCAAGAGCUCAAAGAGACGCUGAGGGCUUCCCGACAGUCUGCGCAGUCCGUCGAAACUGUGAUGCGCUCGAAAAUGAACAUUGUGAAAAGGGAACUCCGCGACCUUCGGCAGUCAGUUUACGUUCUUCAACAACUGGAGAGCAGGCGGUACAAGCAGGCGCAAAACGAGAUGAGCAGGAACAUAUUCAUGUCGUCAUGCCACAUCAGUUCCAAUGUCCCUCCCCGUGAGUGUUUGCUCCUUUUUCAGCAUUAAACGGCAAAUCAUUAAAGAUCCGACCCUCGCACGGCUUCCUCUCGUCAUUCCAUCCGUCUCCGGAAAAUUUGACAACUUGACGAACUUCGAAGAGAGGAUCAAGAAGAUUUACGAGACGGCAAAGUCGGUCAUGUUCGGAUCGGUGACGUGGAAUGUGAGUGCGAUCUGGAUCUUCAUCACUUACCGUACUGGUUACUUUCUUUCAGACCGAUCAUUUGAUCGUCGCUCUCAUCACAUUCAACGUCGUCGCUCUCGCUUUCCUCUUCGCCGGAGUUUUUUAUAUUCAUCGGCGGAACAAGGAACGAUGCGAAGAAACGCAGACGAUGAUGAAGAACGAAUUGAGAUCGCGAAUUGCGAAAGUGGGAGUGGACAAUCGGAAGAUGAUUGCGAAGGGAAUGAGACGAGCGGAACUCGCGGUCACUGCCGCCGUUUCCUCGGCGCUCAAAAUUGAAAAAUCGUCGAGCAAUCGGAAAGCGAUGACGGAACUGGAGACGGCUCUCGCCAACCUGUUCGCCGCUCAACAGACUCGAAUCGAAGAGCAAUUCGAGCAGAAUCAACGAUUUCUGAAGGACGCGCUGGCGGAAGGCCGACGGUCUCGAGCGGACGAUACGAUGAGUGUGGAGGACAGCGAAAGCUCGUCGGAAACGGAGCAGCCAAAAGAGGACACGCCCACUUUCGAGGAGUCAGAAUAG